AUUUUAUUUUAUUUAACCGUCAAACGUAGGAAAAAGUUGUACACCUUUAAACUAAGAUCCAUCAAAUUAUUUAUUGACCAAGUGUGAGUGCAACAGUUGGAUGAGAUAUUCAAGCUUUAGCUAUGGCUAUGGAGGAUUCAACUAGUGAAGAAAAAUCAAAUGGAGAAGUAAUUAUAGAUGAAACUAAGGAGGAUUCAACAAAUUUCAAUAAAUCAAAAGGGAUGAAUAUUCAAGAAAAUGAAAAAGGGGUUACUCUUUUUGAUAUUUUCAACCGUUUUGUGUCUGCAAUUUUCUCUUCUGAUAAUAAUAAUAAUGAUCCUUUAAUUCAGAGGAUUAAAGUGGCUAUUUCUGAAAAUGUUCCUUUGAUACAUCAAGCUUCAAAGAAUACUGCUCAUAAUGUUUAUUCUUGGACUCGCAAAGGAAGCCCUCUACGUGCCCUCCUUGUUGUUUCUGUGGGGACGAUUGCUCUUCUUGCUUUGACAGGAUUGCUAGUCUUUAUGCUGUUCUUUGUCGCGGCAACUGUCAAUGCCAUUGUGAUCUCUCUUCUCAUGUCAUUAGCGGCUGCAGGAGGAUUCUUGGCUCUUUUCUUUGCCUGCCUAACUGCUAUUUAUAUUGGGGCUCUGUCAGUUACUGUAUUUGUCAUUUCCACUACGACAAUUAUAUCAAUUAUUGCUGUGAUUGUGGCUACAGGUUGGAUUGGAUUCUUUUGGGCAAUAUGGCUGGCAACAAAGAAAAGUGCAAGUCUUGCCAAGCACUCGUUGAAUGUGACAGGAUCAGCACUAUCGGCUUAUUCUUCCGCCAGACAUUUCCAGCACAACCACGACGCCUGAAUCACGUUCACUGAAACCAGAAUGAAGGCCACUUUCUAUGAAUAAGUCUUGAAUGCUGCUACCAACUACCAUGUAUAUACUUAGGUUCUAGUACCUUCUGGCCUUCGUGAUGAUAUAUACGUCGUCGAUAUUUUGGCUCUUCAUGCAUCACGGUCGAUGUAUAUCGUAAUAUAAUAUAGAUGAAUGCAUGUGCAGACUAGUGAGCUUGGUCUAAUGAGGGCUUGUCAUGGUUUGGAUCUGGUUUGUAAAUUAUUAUUGACAAAUAGAUCUUGCCACUUAUCAAGUAUUAGUAUAUGUUUAUGAAAUCUUGAAUAUGUUGAAAAUGAAUGUAGUUUUGAGAUAGUUGAGACUUGCAA
Molecule: messenger RNA, 1186 nt
Organism: Nicotiana tabacum (common tobacco)
Lineage: Eukaryota; Viridiplantae; Streptophyta; Magnoliopsida; Solanales; Solanaceae
Source: RefSeq, a predicted model, not a curated record